This is a messenger RNA of Protopterus annectens (West African lungfish), 1486 nucleotides long. It is a transcript of the gene SETD7, whose product is annotated as SET domain containing 7, histone lysine methyltransferase. NCBI's taxonomy places the organism in Eukaryota, Metazoa, Chordata, Ceratodontiformes, Protopteridae. Gene Ontology annotation, molecular function: histone H3K4 monomethyltransferase activity; protein binding. Bases 156 to 1256 code for a protein of 366 amino acids. Gene Ontology annotation, cellular component: chromosome. Gene Ontology annotation, biological process: regulation of DNA-templated transcription. The record is from RefSeq and is a predicted model, not a curated record. The transcript has 8 exons.
UGAGUGGGUGAGGCUGUCAGUGAGAGAACAGGAUGAUGUCAGCGUCUCAGUUUACUAAGCACAAAGACUUGACUGCUGAGCGCUGCUAAAGCAGUGCGAAGAGCUUACUGUCACCCACCGCUCCCUAUACUAACCCGCGGUGCUUUAAAGUAGCCAUGGACAGCGAUGAUGACAACGUGGAGGAGACUGUAGAAGGCCCACUGGAUGAUGAUGGACAGCCUCAUGGGUUCUGUACAAUCACAUAUUCUUCAAGUGACAGGUUUGAAGGUAAUUUUGUUCAUGGAGAAAAGAAUGGCAGAGGAAAAUUUUUCUUUUUUGAUGGAAGCACACUUGAAGGUUACUACGUUGAUGAUGCACUUCAGGGACAGGGAGUGUACACUUAUGAGGAUGGAGGCAUUCUAACUGGUUGCUAUGUAGAUGGAGAGCUGAAUGGGCCAGCCCAAGAGUUCGAUUCUGAUGGUCGACUGAUCUUCAAAGGACAGUACCGUGAUAAUAUACGAAGUGGAGUUUGUUGGCUGUAUUUUGCAGAUGGAGGUAGCAUUGUUGGAGAGGCGAAUGAAGAUGGUGAAAUGACUGGAGAUAAGAUUGCAUACCUCUAUCCUGAUGGCAGGACGGCAAUGUAUGGAAAGUUCAUUGAUGGCGAGAUGAUAGAUGGGCGACUGGCAUAUCUGAUAUCAGUGGAGGAUGGACGGCCUCAUUUUGAACAUAUAUCUGACAGCCCAGUUUUCCAUUUUGACAAGUCAACGCCAUCUUGCAUUUCCACAAAUCCACUUCUUCCUGAUCCCUAUGAACUGGAGAGGGUGUACAUUGCUGAAUCUCUCAUUCUUCGAGCUGGAGAAGGGCUGUUUGCCACAAGAGCAGCUGGAGCUAAUACAGUGAUGGCUUUUUACAAUGGAGUCCGAAUCACACAUGAAGAAGCAGACUGCAGGGAUUGGAACGUCAAUGGAAAUACCAUAUCACUGGAUGAAGAAAUUGUAUUAGAUGUUCCUGAACCAUUCAGCAAUGUCAAGAAGUAUUGUGCAUCUCUGGGGCAUAAAGCAAACCACUCAUUUACUCCAAACUGCAAAUAUGAUCACUUUAUCCACCCACGUUUUGGGCCAAUCAAAUGCAUCCGCACCAUCAAAGCAGUGGAGAAAGAUGAGGAGUUGACAGUGGCAUAUGGAUAUGAUCAUAUUCCACCUGGGAAGACUACUCCAGAUGCUCCAGAGUGGUACCAACAGGAUCUGAAGACCUUUCAGGCAAAGCAGCAGCAUUGAAACACCAAAAGUCCUUCUUGCCAGAGAACUCAUGUCAAAACUAGUUGCUAUGCACUAUGUUUGUAUGAUUUUAGAGAACCAGGGAGUGCUCAUGCCAUUAUGUUCUAGGCUUACAUUACAGUUAACUUCAGCAGCUUUUCUUCAGCACUUAUUUUUCCUCCUUGUUUUCAUUAUUCUUACAAGGUCAGAUAUCUGUCUGUGUAAGGGGAGUAAUAAACCAAUGAAGUUUC